Molecule: messenger RNA, 839 nt
Organism: Aphanomyces invadans
Lineage: Eukaryota; Oomycota; Saprolegniomycetes; Saprolegniales; Verrucalvaceae
Exons: 5
Biological process (GO): protein transport to vacuole involved in ubiquitin-dependent protein catabolic process via the multivesicular body sorting pathway
Cellular component (GO): ESCRT I complex
Molecular function (GO): protein-containing complex binding
Source: RefSeq, a predicted model, not a curated record
CGAUGCAGAAUCGGAUUCGUGGGAUGAAUCCACCGACGUACGCACCUCCCGCUUACGCGCUGUCGUCGUCAGGGAGCAUCCACGUCCAAGCAACCGUCAUGUCCUCGACUACGUUUGCCUUGUCCCGAACGAGCUCCGAGUCGUCGACUAUGGCUUCGAAACCUCCCUCGGAAGUCAAGCUGUUCGAGAGCGCCAAGGACCGACGCAUGUACGAGGACAUGUCCGAUCUUUAUGCUAUCAUCAAGACCACUGAACACCUCGAGACCGCAUAUGUGCGCGAUGCGAUCUCUCCCGAGGAGUACACGGAAGCGUGCACCAAGCUGAUCUCCCAAUACAAGACAGCAGAAACUGCCCUCCGAAACGCAGGACAUCUUGUGUCAAUUGAUGCUUUCUUGGCGCAUUAUCGACUUGAUUGCCCGCGGGCCGUCGAGCGGCUGGUGCGUCUUGGUGUCCCGGCGACCGUCGUGCACAACACGACCAGUACCAACGCCGACGCUGUCAAUGUUGCGCAAACGGUGCAACACUUCAUUACCCUCAGCGACGCCCUCAAGAUGAACAUUCGCGCGGUGGACGAAGUGCAGCCACUCCUGAGCGAGAGCAUGGCCUCCAUCACGAAAGUAAAGGGUUUGCCCCCCACAUUUGACGGUCUCUUGAAGCUCGAGCAGUGGCUGCGCGUCCUCAAUGCCAUGCGCGCGUCCGACGAGCUCGACGACAACCAAACGCGCCAAUUGAGUUUUGACCUCGAGCAGGCGUACACAGGUUUUAUGAGUUUUUUAAACAAAAGCGGAUAACUGUAGAAAAGAAUAUUUUCAAAAUUUGAAAUCCACGGACAUAUCUCC